This is a messenger RNA of Parastagonospora nodorum SN15, 1377 nucleotides long. RefSeq lists its product as hypothetical. Bases 1 to 1377 code for a protein of 458 amino acids. NCBI's taxonomy places the organism in Eukaryota, Fungi, Ascomycota, Dothideomycetes, Pleosporales, Phaeosphaeriaceae. The transcript has 3 exons. The record is from RefSeq and is a predicted model, not a curated record.
AUGGCAGUGCCUAAGCGACCACUCAUUCCGCACUGGAUCGAGCACGAACUCAUGCCCUACCUCCGGUGCGCAUUCAGCCAUGAGCUAGCUUACGAUACGGACAUCAGAUCUUCAGUCCUCCGUGCCAUCGAUCGCGCUCUGAAAAAGGCCGACUAUCCAAGCGAUGGUGACGACCUUGUCUUUGAACGUAUCUGCCAGGCCAUCCAAUUCCGAUACAAGAACCUCGCUCCAGACCUAAGCAUCGCCACCGAAAACCUCGAGACGUUGGCUACCUUUCUACUUCGACGGGCGCAACUGACGGGGCCGUAUGAGCUUCUGGGCAGGAUGAAUAUUGCGAGUGGUGCGUGGCGCGAGUAUGAAGAAGGACGACUCGAGGGCUUGAGGUUGGCUGCCGAGGAAGAGAAGAAGAUUAACCUCACCGUUGUGCUCGAUCCACCGCCCAAAGCCGCGCCCACCGAGGAUGAGAUUGAUCCGCGUCUGGUUAACGCACUUCCAGGCCAUUACGUGGCUCCGAGUCUUCGAGGUACGCUCACUGUAGUAGAGGACCAGUACCACCGAGAAUCGAACGCAAGCUUGAGAAGGUACCGCCAGCAGCAGCAAGCCGCUGCGAAUGUCCGUCCUCAGUAUCGCGCUCCCAUGGUUCCCAGAACUGAGGAUCGGCAGCAAUACCCGCGCAACGCAUUGCCUGUCAAAACUCUUGCAUCGUCGUACGCACAAGGAUUGGGACAGCAGUACACGCGCAACGCAAUGCCUCUCAGGACUCUCGCACCAUCGUACAUGCAAGGAUCGGGGCAGCAACAGCACCCGCAGGCAAUGCAAGCUGAUCAUGGACCAUACAGUCCGCCAUCGCAGUACAACACACCCUAUGCCUACCAGCCAUCGUCCGUGCCUGUACCGCAACAGCAGCAGAUGCACCAUUACCCAGCUCAGCCGACAGCAAUGCAAGCACCAUGGCCUAAUGUCAGUGCUAUUGCUUCUCCCUCUGGGUUGAUGAGUCCGCCUGCAAACGCUGUACACCAACCGCAUUCUACGCCGACUUCCAUUACCACUGCAGACAUCACCCAUCUACGCGGCAAUCAGUGGACCGAGGCCGUCGAGCAGCGAGUGCACGACUUCAAUCACCAAUCGCACCCGCAGUCAUUCCAAGCCAACAGCUAUCAGCAGCCUACGAUGCCAACACAGCAGCGUACAGACACCCCGACGCCUACUGGUAUAUUCGGUCAAGUUCCAAUGUAUCAGUCCGCACCAGCGCAGUCCCAACAGACUUACCCGCGGGGCCUCGCACACCACCCCAGCUUCUCCAACGUAACCAGCGCAUUUCCAGACGUCAACUCCAUCUACAAUUGGUCGAUGCAAAACGGCCGAGGACAACAAUAA